AUGAUGGAUGGAAUCGAAGAAAAUGAAUCGCCACAGCAAGUGACCAGCCCAAACGUUACAGCGCCGGAAACUAUCGCAUCCCGGCAGGGUUCCGUAGAGGGUGGAUCCACUACUGGUUCGACGGCCGCCCUUCCGGAAAACUCGCUCCUAGUCGACAUUUCCGACGCAUUGAGCGAAAAGGAACGGGUGAAAUUUACCGUCCACACGCGCACCAAUCUGUCCGGGUUUGACAAGCCCGAUUUUCUGGUGGUCCGACAGCACGAAGAAUUCGUCUGGCUGCACGAUCGUUUCGAAGAGAACGAGGAAUAUGCCGGUUACAUUAUUCCACCCUGUCCUCCCCGGCCCGAUUUCGAUGCAUCGCGCGAAAAGCUGCAACGGCUAGGUGAAGGCGAAGGGAACAUGACCAAGGAAGAGUUCAAAAAGAUGAAACAGGAGCUGGAAGCCGAAUAUUUGGCCACUUUUAAAAAGACUGUUGCUAUGCAUGAAGUCUUCCUGACGCGCCUUGCCACGCAUCCGGUGUUUCGGGAAGAUUCGCACCUGAAGGUGUUUCUUGUGUACGAUCAGGAUCUGUGCGCGAAAAUGAAGAAAAAGAUCGACAUCUUUGGCGGUUUAGUGAAGAGCAUCGGUAAAACUACGGAUGAAAUCUACCUCGGUGCUACGGUGAAGGAUGUUAACGAUUUCUUCGAGCACGAGCUGCAGUUCUUGGGCGAGUAUCAUGGACACCUGAAAGAGGCUGCCAUACGGACGGAGAAAAUGACCAACAAACACAAGGACGUGGCCGAUUCGCAUGUGCGCAUUUCAACGCAACUGCUAGCACUAUCGACUGCGGAACAUGGUUCAAUGGAGAAGUUUCUGGCGAAGACAUCUGAUAUAUUUGAGAAAAUUAGGAAUAUGGAAGGGCGUGUCGCGAGCGAUCAGGACCUUAAGCUUGGCGACACUCUGCGGUACUAUCAGCGGGAUAGCAAUGCCGCAAAAGCAUUGUUAAUUCGUCGUUUGCGUUGCUUGGCCGCGUACGAAGCUGCCAACCGAAACUUGGAAAAGGCACGGGCCAAGAACAAGGACGUUCACGCGCCGCUGGAAGUGCAGGAGGCGGAAAGUGCACAGACGCAGGCGUGCGAAAAGUUUGAAUCCAUGUCGGCACGGGGAAAGGAAGAGCUGGUCAGCUUUAGAUUGCGCCGUGUGGCUGCGUUUAAGAAGAGUUUGACCGAUCUGGCAGAGUUGGAAAUAAAGCACGCUAAAGGGCAGUAUGAACUAUUGCGCCAGUCUUUACUUGCCUUACAAGAGCUGGUUUAA
Messenger RNA from Anopheles marshallii, 1293 nucleotides. It is a transcript of the gene Snx6, whose product is annotated as sorting nexin-6. Gene Ontology annotation, biological process: phagosome-lysosome fusion involved in apoptotic cell clearance. The record is from RefSeq and is a predicted model, not a curated record. Gene Ontology annotation, molecular function: phosphatidylinositol binding. The coding region runs from base 1 to 1293 and encodes 430 amino acids. The transcript has 7 exons. NCBI's taxonomy places the organism in Eukaryota, Metazoa, Arthropoda, Insecta, Diptera, Culicidae.